Messenger RNA from Humulus lupulus (European hop), 2973 nucleotides. RefSeq lists its product as uncharacterized. The transcript has a single exon. The record is from RefSeq and is a predicted model, not a curated record. The coding region runs from base 1 to 2973 and encodes 990 amino acids. Lineage: Eukaryota; Viridiplantae; Streptophyta; Magnoliopsida; Rosales; Cannabaceae.
AUGAAGAACGAGGAGAUCGCCGGACUGCUGCAAGCAUUGGAGCUCAACUUUAAGCAGCAUUCAGAUGCUCAAUUCCAGAAGUUUUCAUCUCUGUUGGAUCAGCAUGUAUCCAAGACUGAGGAGCGACUAGCUCAGAUGCCACCUCCUAGCUCGGGAGAAUCGGAGGGUCGUGCAAGUGUGGACCGGGAGAAUGGCCGUUCGGGGAGCAAACGAUCGGAGAAUGUGGCUGACAAUCGGGAACUGAAUUCCUUACUCAAGACAUUGCGGGUGAAGGUACCCAGGUUUGAUGGAGCCAAUGUAGAUGACUGGGUGUACAAAAUAAACAAGUUCUUUGACUUGCAUAAGGUGGAUGAUGACAUGCGACUGGCAAUGGUGGCUUUUCACUUGGAGGGGACCCCAUCAACAUGGUUCCAAUGGAUGGAAAAAGGGGGUGCAAUCACGGAUUGGUCUUCUUUUCUACGAGCACUACAACAGCGUUUUGGGACAUCUAUCUAUGAUGACCCCUUGGGAAGGAUCUCUAAACUGACUCAGUCGGGUCGAGUCUCGGAAUAUCGAGCAGAAUUCGAAGCAUUGAUGCCAAGGAUUACAGGUGUGUCGGACGCAAUGUUUCUGAAUUUUUUCAUCUGGGGUUUGAAGAUGGAUAUUAGGAGGGAAUUACUACUGUCGAAACCUGUCGAUUUAAGCGAUGCAAUGGCGAAGGCUCAAUUAUAUGAAGACCGGAAUGAGGAUCUGGGUGGCCGACGUCGGGUGGACACACCACGGACUACGUGGUACAGUAAGCCCACGACUACAACAAUGAUUACCCCAACUAGUCCGAUGGGGCCAUAUAAACCAGGUACCUCUCAGCAACCCACCCAAGCAUCUAGCAUCGCCCCACUGCCGAUCAAGAAACUAUCUCCAGCCGAGCUCAAAGACCGGAGGGAUAAAGGUCUCUGUUUUACUUGUGACGAGAAGUUCAGUUUCGGACACAAAUGUAAGAAUCGAAUGCUCAUCUUAUGUGCUUCAGAGGAAGAUGAUACUGAUACUGCAAUGGAGACCACGUGCAACGAGUUGGAGGAUAAUACAGAAGACGAGGUCAGCUUGAAUUCUCUGUCAAACCCAUUAAAUCCAAGAAUAUUCAUAAUCAUGGCACAACACGGGUCCGAGCAAUUGGAGGUAUUAAUUGAUACGGGUAGCAACAACAAUUUUAUCCAGGAAUCGCUAGCGGCUCAACUACGAUUGCAAUGGGAGGAAACAAAACGUUUCAAAGUUUAUAUGGGCAAUGGUCAUUUUUUGUUGUGUUCAAAACUGUGCCGAGGAGUGGAAUUAAUGGUGCAGGGACAUCGAUUUGUGGUCGAUUUAUACGUGCUACCAAUUUGCGGUUUGGAUGUGGUGUUCGGGAUGCAGUGGUUACAAACUCUAGGCCCUUGUAUCCAUGACCACAAGGCUCUUACUAUGGAGUUUUCAUGGGAAGGCAGUGUGGUUAAACUUGCUGGUUCAAAGGACGUGGAGGCGCACCAAUUAUCCUUUUCCCAGCUACAUACAUUGAUCCGAGAAGGGGACGUUCGGGAUUGUUUCAGACUCUGCGCGACUAUAACAGAACUGAACAAUGAUACGGAAGCACUCACUAAAGUUCAAGCGGUCUUGCCGAGAGAAGGGACCGAGCUACUGACGGAGUUUCAAGAUGUUUUCACCGAACCGAAACAUCUUCCACCACACCGCAAUAUGGAUCAUAGGAUCUUCUUACAGCCAGGGACGUUGCCUAUUAAUGUGAGACCAUACAGAUAUCCUUAUUUCCAAAAGGAUAUCAUUGAGCAACUGAUUCAAGAAAUGAAGGAAUGUGGGUUCAUACGAGCUAGCACUAGUCCUUACUCAUCACCAGUUCUAUUGGUAAAGAAAAAGGAUGGUACAUGGAGAUUUUGUGUGGAUUAUAGGGCUCUCAACGACAUCACCAUCAAGGAUCGUUUUCCAAUCCCGACAAUAGACGAACUAUUAGACGAGUUGGGCCAAGCUCAAGUAUUCUCUAAGCUUGAUCUUCGGGCCGGGUACCAUCAAAUCAGAAUGGAUCCGAGGGAUAUCCAUAAGACCGCCUUCCGCACCCAUGAAGGACAUUACGAGUUUGUCGUCAUGCCGUUUGGGCUUACAAACGCCCCAUCAACUUUUCAGGCAGCAAUGAACCAUGUUUUCAGACCGUUUUUGCGGCGUUUCGUCACUGUGUUUUUCGACGAUAUUUUGGUAUAUAGCCGUUCUUGUGAGGAGCAUGUGAGCCAUUUGAGAUCGGUGUUACAAUUAUUGCGGAGUCACAACUUUUAUGCGAAGCGUAGCAAGUGCCAAUUCUUCCGAGAUACUAUUGAAUAUUUGGGUCAUAUUGUCUCCUUCCAAGGAGUUCGGGCAGACCCAGCAAAAACAGAUGCCAUGGUGAAUUGGCCGACUCCGAGCACGCUUAAACAGCUCCGUGGGUUCUUGGGUUUGACGGGAUACUAUCGCUGCUUCGUAGCUCAGUAUGCCACCAUCGCUGCCCCACUGACCGCACUCCUCAAGAAGGAUAAUUUUCACUGGUCAACCGAGGCAGCAGAGGCUUUUACGAAGUUAAAAAUAGCUAUGACGACCACACCAGUCCUUCAUUUACCUGAUUUCUCUAAGACUUUUGUGGUAGAAACUGAUGCUUCUAAUGUGGGUAUUGGUGGUGUUUUGAUGCAGGAGGGUCAUCCAUUAGCCUUUUUCAGUAAAAAACUGGGCCCAAAAUUUGCUACAGCUUCCACAUACAGUAAAGAGAUGAGGGCGAUAGUGGAGGCGGUCACUAAAUGGCGUCAAUAUUUGUUGGGCAGGCACUUCAUUAUUCGGACAGACCAUCGAAGCCUCAAAGAAUUACUCACUCAAGUAAUUCAAACUCCGGAGCAGCAGCAAUUUUUACACAAGUUGAUGGGCUACCAAUUUUCUAUUGAAUAUAAAAUGGGGAAACAGAAUUCCGCGGCGGAUGCGCUCUCGCGGUAG